CCCUCCUGCCUUGACCGACCAGUCGCUCAGCUCGCUCGCCUCACCCGCCGCCACCAUGUCGGCCAAGGUGCGGCUGAAGAAGCUGGAGCAGCUGCUCUUGGAUGGGCCCCGGCGCAACGAAAACGUCCUGAGCGUGGAGGGGCUGCUGGAUCUCCUGGUCGGGCUCUACACCGAGUGCAGCCGCGACUCGCCGCUUCGCAGGGACAGGCUCGUCUCCGACUUCCUCGAGUGGGCCAAACCAUUUACACAGUUGGUGAAGGAAAUGCAACUUCAUCGAGAUGACUUUGAAAUCAUAAAAGUCAUUGGCAGAGGUGCAUUUGGUGAGGUUGCAGUUGUAAAACUGAAGUGCACAGAGCGCAUUUAUGCAAUGAAAAUCCUAAAUAAAUGGGAAAUGCUUAAAAGGGCAGAGACUGCUUGUUUCCGAGAAGAGAGAGAUGUUUUGGUGAAUGGAGACUGUCAGUGGAUUACAACAUUGCACUAUGCUUUUCAAGAUGAAAACUAUUUGUAUUUAGUAAUGGACUACUAUGUGGGUGGUGAUUUGUUGACAUUACUUAGCAAGUUUGAAGACAAGCUUCCGGAAGAUAUGGCCAGGUUCUACAUUGGUGAAAUGGUUCUUGCUAUUCAUUCCAUUCAUCAGCUGCAUUAUGUGCACAGAGAUAUAAAACCUGACAAUGUUUUAUUGGAUGCGAAUGGCCACAUACGUCUGGCAGAUUUUGGAUCCUGUUUAAAGAUGAGCGAGGAUGGCACUGUACAAUCUUCAGUUGCAGUCGGCACCCCUGAUUAUAUUUCCCCUGAAAUACUGCAAGCCAUGGAGGAUGGCAUGGGAAAAUAUGGACCUGAAUGUGAUUGGUGGUCCUUAGGUGUCUGCAUGUAUGAAAUGUUAUAUGGAGAAACACCUUUUUAUGCAGAGUCACUGGUGGAAACCUAUGGGAAGAUUAUGAAUCAUGAAGAGAGGUUCCAGUUUCCAUCUCAUGUUACUGAUGUAUCUGAAGGAGCAAAAGACUUAAUCCAACGACUUAUCUGCAGCAGGGAACGUCGUCUGGGGCAGAAUGGAAUAGAAGAUUUCAAAUCACAUGCAUUUUUUGAAGGACUCAAUUGGGAUAAUAUCCGAAAUUUAGAAGCACCCUACAUUCCAGAAGUUAGCAGUCCUUCAGAUACAUCAAAUUUUGAUGUAGACGAUGAUAUAUUGAGAAACCCUGAAAUGAUACCACCCGGUUCUCAUACUGGCUUUUCUGGGUUACAUUUACCUUUUGUUGGCUUUACCUACACAACAGAAAGCUGUUUUUCUGAUCGAGGUUCACUUAGAAGUGUAAUGCAGUCCAGUAGCAUAACCAAAGACGAGGAUGUCCAGCGUGACCUGGAGAAUAGCUUGCAAAUAGAGGCAUAUGAGAGGAGAAUACGAAGACUGGAACAGGAAAAGCUGGAACUGAGUAGGAAGCUGCAAGAGUCUACCCAGGCUCUUCAGUCCCUUCAUGGUUCUACUCGCUUAACAGUGAACACAAAUAGGGAUAAAGAAAUAAAAAAGCUAAAUGAAGAAAUUGAACGCUUGAAAAAUAAAAUAGCAGAUUCAAAUAGGUUAGAACGGCAGCUUGAAGAUGCAGUGACAUUGCGACAGGAACAUGAAGAUUCCACCCACAAGUUAAAAGGCCUUGAAAAGCAAUGCAGGAUACUCAGGCAGGAGAAGGAAGAUCUUCAUAAGCAACUCCUUGAGGUAUCCGAAAGAUUAAAGAUACAGUCGAAAGAAUUAAAGGAUGCUCAUCAGCAAAGAAAGCUAGCAAUGCAGGAGUUCUCAGAACUGAAUGAGAGGAUGGCAGACUUGCGUUCUUACAAGCAGAAACUCUCUCGACAACUCCGUGACAAAGAGGAAGAAGUGGAAGUGAUCAUGCAGAAAACUGACUCUAUGAGACAAGAAAUGCGUAAAUUGGAAAAAGCAAGGAAAGAGCUAGAAGGACAACUUGAUGAUGCACUAGCAGAAGUAUCAAAAGAGCGGAAACUUAGAGAAUGUAGUGAAAAAGCAGCUAAACAGCUGGAAAAUGAACUGGAAACACUAAAGGUAAAGCAAGGAGGACGCAGUGCAGGAAUGGCCAUGCAGGAGCAUCAACAGGAGCUAGCUAAAGUGAACUCAGAGCUUCAGAAUAAAAUUUCAUUUUAUGAAGAAGAGUUGGUCAGGCGAGAAGCUUCCCAUGUCUUGGAAGUAAAAAAUGUGAAAAAGGAGACACAUGAUUUAGAAAGCCAUCAGCUUGCACUUCAAAAAGAAAUCAUGGUAUUAAAAGAUAAACUGGAUAAGGCAAAACGAGAGAAGCACAGUGAGAUGGAAGAAGCUGUGGGAACUCUAAAAGACAAAUAUGAACGAGAGAGAACGAUGUUGUUUGAAGAUAAUAAGAAAUUAACGACUGAAAAUGAAAAGCUUUGUUCCUUUGUCGAUAAACUGACAUCACAAAACAGACAGUUAGAGGACGAGCUUCAGGAUUUGGCAGGAAAAAAGGAAUCUGUGGCCCAUUGGGAAGCUCAGAUUGCAGAAAUCAUUCAAUGGGUGAGUGACGAAAAAGAUGCACGCGGCUAUCUUCAGGCACUAGCUUCUAAGAUGACAGAAGAACUUGAAUCUUUAAAAAGCUCUAGUCUGGGAUCAAGAACACUGGAUCCACUCUGGAAAGUGAGACGUAGUCAGAAGCUGGAUAUGUCAGCAAGGCUGGAAUUGCAGUCUGCUCUUGAUGCUGAAAUACGUGCCAAACAGCUAGUUCAAGAAGAAUUAAGGAAAGUUAAAGAUGCCAAUCUGUCCUUUGAAAGCAAACUAAAGGAAUCUGAAGCAAGAAAUCAGGAACUCUUGGAAGAAGUUGAAGGUUUAAAGAAGAAACUGGAGGAAAAAUACCGAUCUGAUGCAGGUCUUAAACUUUCAGAUUUUCAAGAUUCCAUUUUUGCGUACUUCAAUACCUCUCCUCUUACACAUGAUCUAACUUUCAGAACAAAUUCUGUUAGUGAGCAGGAAGUACAAGGUACAAAGACUGAGGUGUCACUGUCAACUUCUGUUGCAACUGCAGAACAGCAGCAGCAAGAAGAACCAAUUCGGCUUCAGAGGAUGCCUGCUGCUCCCUCCCCCACCAUUCAGUCCAUUUCUCUAGCUGUACCAAAGCCUAAAGCUCAUCAACUAAGUAUCAAAUCCUUUUCAAGCCCAACUCAAUGCAGCCACUGUACAUCUCUCAUGGUGGGAUUGAUUAGACAGGGUUAUGCUUGCGAUGUGUGUUCAUUUGCAUGCCACGUUACCUGCAAAGACAGUGCACCACAAGUUUGUCCUAUACCUCCAGAGCAAGCCAAGCGACCUCUUGGAGUAGAUGUUCAAAGAGGCAUAGGAACAGCCUAUAAGGGCUAUGUCAAGGUUCCAAAGCCAACAGGAGUUAAGAAAGGAUGGCAGAGGGUUUAUGCAGUUGUCUGUGACUGUAAACUUUUCCUCUACGAUGUGCCUGAAGGAAAAUCCACUCAGCCAGGAGUUGUUGCAAGUCAAGUUAUGGAUCUCAGAGAUGAAGAGUUUUGUGUGAGUUCUGUCCUAGCAUCGGAUGUUAUACAUGCAACCCGUAAAGAUGUUCCUUGUAUAUUCAGGGUGACGGCUUCUCUCUUAGGCUCUCCUUCAAAGACGUGCUCUCUGCUGAUCCUAACAGAAAAUGAGAAUGAGAAGCGAAAGUGGGUUGGAAUUCUAGAGGGACUGCAAUCUAUUCUGCACAAAAAUAAACUCAGAAAUCAAGUUAUACAUAUUCCACAGGAAGCCUAUGACAGUACACUGCCUCUCAUUAAAACCAGCCUAGCUGCUGCUAUUAUAGAUCGAGAUAGAAUAGCAAUUGGUUCAGAUGAAGGACUCUAUGUCAUAGAAGUCACCCGUGAUGUGAUUGUUCGAGCUGCUGAUUGCAAGAAGGUCUACCAGAUAGAACUUGUUCCCAAAGAGAAAAUUAUUAUUCUUAUUUGUGGUCGGAAUCGUCAUGUUCACUUGUAUCCUUGGUCUUCCCUGGAUGGAUCUGAAAGCAGCUUUGAUGUCAAACUUCCUGAAACAAAAGGCUGCCAGUUCAUUACAACUGGAAUGCUGAAGAAGAGCUCCUUACCGAGUUUAUUUGUGGCAGUUAAGCGACAGAUUCUCUGCUACGAGAUUCACAGAACUAAACCUUUCCAUAAAAAGUUCAGUGAAAUCCAAGCUCCUGGUCAUGUACAAUGGAUGGCUGUAUUCAAAGACAGGCUUUGUGUUGGCUACCCAUCCGGUUUCUCUCUGUUGAACAUCCAAGGAGAUGGACAGUCUAUAAGCCUGAUAAAUUCCACUGAUUCUUCACUUGCAUUCCUCUCACAACAGUCAUUUGAUACCCUUUGUGCUGUGGAGCUCAGCAGUGAGGAAUACCUACUUUGCUUCACCCUAUUGGGAGUAUACGUUGAUGCUCAAGGUCGAAGAUCACGUAUGCAGGAACUAAUGUGGCCUGCGACUCCAGUUGCGUGUAGUUGUAAUCCAUCCUAUUUAACCGUGUACAGUGAAUAUGGGGUUGAUGUUUUUGAUGUUAACGAUAUGGAAUGGGUUCAAACUAUCGGUUUAAGAAAGAUCCGACCUCUAAAUGUUAAUGGCACAUUGAAUCUCCUUAGUUGUGAACCUCCUCGGCUAAUUUAUUUCAAGAACAAGUUUUCAGGAGGAGCUGCUCUUAGUGUGCCAGAAACAUCUGACAACAGCAAAAAGCAAAUGCUUCGUACUAGAAGCAAAAGACGAUUCGUCUUUAAAGUUCCCGAGGAAGAAAGAUUACAACAAAGACGGGAGAUGCUCCGAGACCCUGAGCUCAGAUCCAGAAUGAUUUCCAACCCCACCAAUUUCAACCAUGUGGCUCAUAUGGGACCAGGAGAUGGAAUGCAAGUGCUCAUGGAUCUGCCAUUGACUGGUUUACCUUCUUCUCAAGAUGAAAAGGUUUGCCCUCCAACAAGCAACAUUUCACGCCAAGCACCUCCCAGAAAUAAAAGCUACAUUUCAUGGCCAUCUUCAAGUGGCAGUGACCAGGGAGCAACCGUGCCCUUGCGAAGUAUGUCUGAUCCAGAUCAGGAGUUUGACAAAGAGCCUGAUUCGGAUUCUACCAAACACUCAACUCCUUCCAACAGCUCUAACCCAAGCAGCCCCCCAAGUCCCAACUCUCCCCACAGGAAUCAGCUGACACUAGAUGGAUUAGACCAAUCAACCUGUGAUGCAUAACACUGCAGCUCUCUCCACUGUUUCUCCCAUUUGGGAUUGCCUGCUGUGUCGUGGAGCAUCAAAAGCAGGACAUCUGUCUCCAACAACAGUGCCAAGACUGAUGCUUAAUUUUUAGCAUUGCACAGAAGUAAAUUCCUGUAUCUAGAUUGUAGAUUUGAGGGCAUAAAAAAGGAGGCAAGAGAUCUUUAUUGCUAUAGUAACAAAAUUGUUUUUUUUUUAAUGUAAACUGUUCACUCUUACUCUCAAGGUGGAUCCAUUUCUGCACAGCUGUGAUUCUCUCAUGACAUACAGUAAAGGCUACUGAUAAAAUCUUCAUACUUAAACUGAAAAAAGAGAGAUGCUGAUAGUUUUUAUUACUAUACAGUACCAGGAAUAUUAUUUUUCUAUAGGAUAACGUAAUGUCUCAUUAUCAGCAAAUUCUUUUUAGAAAAAAAUCCAGACCUUUUGAGUAUGAAGUAAAAGCAGUCUAGUUACAUCCUUGGCUAAAUAUAUUCAAAAUAUAUUGUUUCUUUCUUUUUUCAAAGUUUAGAGGGAUGAUAGGAAGUUGUAGGGCCAUUUCCAGCUUCAGUAGAAUAAAACAGGAAAGUGAAAACAGAACUUCUAGAUUGUGGCCUUUUAACUUACUUAGCCAUUACAUAUGUUCUCCGCUGUAUAAAUGUCUUUCUACUGAAAUUUUAGUCAUGUACAUAAAGGACCAGAAAUGUUUUAUCCUUACCCUACUUUUUUAGAUCUGAUUAGCUAGGACAAGGCUUUUUUUAAAAAAACAACAUACUGUUGGAAAACAGAUUUUACUGUUUUUCUUGCAGUCCAUCUUCUCAAACAUUUUUGUAAUUUCUCUUGGAUUUUUUUUCAGAGUAAAAAGAUAACACUACAUUUUUAAAAGUUUUACUAGGCCAGCAUUCUCUUGAGAUUGCCCCCCCGAUGGCUGCUUGUAUGAAGGGAUUGUGUAGUAAUAAAUUGCUUCUGAUUUUUCUUGGUAACCAAAGUGGAAGCAUAGAGGGGUGUGUAUAUGAGGGUACCUCGUCUUUUCCCCCCACUUUCCUUAAUUCAUUAUAUCUUCACCUGCAUGAUGAUCCAAACCCCAUGAUUGCUCAUUAAAAGUACUGAAUGUGUAGGGGAGGAAAUGCACAGCACAUUCCUGUAUAUUUUGCAGCAGUGACAUAUUACAUGUAUAUUUAAUCUCAUGCUUCCAUGUAUUAUACAUUUAGUAACACUAUCUACCCGCCCAUCCUAGUGAUCAUGUUUCAUUUAAAAGCAUGUAAUUAAUUCUAUGGCUGGCAUAUUCAGUUUGUCAUUGUCACACUAGUGUGCCUUCUGUGCCAAUUUGAUGACAGUUGGAUGUCAAUUGUUUUAAAAUCUGGUUUCUAUGGGCUAAUGCUAUACCAAUGGCUAACACUCUUCCCUGAGACACUGUAUAGGACAUGCACUUAUCCCUAGUUUAAACCAAGUGGUUCUAGUCAACAUUUAAUUCUGUUUCAUUAAGUGUUUGACAAUAUUUGCUCUUUCUCAGAUUCUUGAUUAAUAAAGCUCAGUUUGAGCUGGACACUACUGCUUUGGGGUUUUUCUGGUUUUUACUCUUUUUUUUAAAUGUAUGUCUCAAGUCUUUGUAAUUAUUGAAUUGUGAGAACAUUUUUGAACAAUCUACUUGUCAAUAAAGCAGAAGAGGGAUGUUUUAAAAGUU
Molecule: messenger RNA, 6884 nt
Organism: Protobothrops mucrosquamatus (brown spotted pit viper)
Lineage: Eukaryota; Metazoa; Chordata; Lepidosauria; Squamata; Viperidae
Gene: CDC42BPB
Product: CDC42 binding protein kinase beta
Exons: 37
Coding region: 56-5203 (1715 amino acids)
Biological process (GO): actomyosin structure organization; peptidyl-threonine phosphorylation
Cellular component (GO): cytoplasm; cytoskeleton
Molecular function (GO): protein serine/threonine kinase activity; ATP binding
Source: RefSeq, a predicted model, not a curated record